AUGGCGACCAAAGUCGGGAUGAACGUGCAGUCCUUCCCACGGCCGCCCCUACUGGAGCGAACUCCGCGGCACUUACAGAUCAACUGGAACGGGCAGUUGAUCGCAGACACGAAGGAGGCAUUCUGGGUUUUGGAAACCCAUCAUCCACCAACAUACUACCUACCGACCUCCUCGCUGCGCGUGCCCCUGACGCAGACCCCUCGGUCAUCCUACUGCGAGUGGAAGGGCAGCGCGACGUACUACUCGAUCAGCAGCGGCAGCACCACGGUCGCGAACCGCAUCUGGUCGUACGAGAGUCCGACCAAGCCCUUCGAGGCCAUCAAGGGCCAUCUGUCGUUCUACGCGGGGCCGUGGGACUGCUACGUCGACGGCGAGAAGGUCGAGCCGCAGCCGGGCGAUUUCUACGGCGGGUGGGUGACGAGCGAUGUCGACGGGAUCGUGAAGGGGAGGAUGGGCAACUUUGACCCUGUGUAG
Messenger RNA from Anthostomella pinea, 474 nucleotides. NCBI's taxonomy places the organism in Eukaryota, Fungi, Ascomycota, Sordariomycetes, Xylariales, Xylariaceae. The record is from the annotation of a GenBank genome assembly.